This is a messenger RNA of Ochlerotatus camptorhynchus, 2784 nucleotides long. Its product is annotated as lipase maturation factor 2-like. The record is from RefSeq and is a predicted model, not a curated record. The transcript has 3 exons. Lineage: Eukaryota; Metazoa; Arthropoda; Insecta; Diptera; Culicidae. Gene Ontology annotation, cellular component: endoplasmic reticulum membrane. Gene Ontology annotation, biological process: protein maturation. Bases 571 to 2526 code for a protein of 651 amino acids.
GAUCAGAUUACCUACAAGUGUGUUUGAUGUGCAGAUGUGAACGCGUAAAUCUCCGAUUUCCUUGGAACAGGAUUCAUGCUCACCGUUCCGGAAACGGCAGAAGUCGACCAAAUCGCUUCUAGCGGACACCGAUGGCACAUUCAUAAUUCUGUUUCGAUUGAGUUUGGACGUGUUGAGUGUUGUGUCCCAAAAAGAUUUCAAUUUGCAUUUUUAGAAUACAAGAAGAACUUCAUAAUUAUCGUUUCACCUCGGAUAGUGAGAAACAGCCAGCUGCUUUAUCGUCUCCUCUAUCAGUCCUCUCUCUAGCUCUAGCUCACCUAGCAAUCGAGAACACAAUUUCAAACAGAGAGCGAGUGUGUUUUUGUUAUUUUGUUUUCACUUGAGUUGCCUGUGAACGCGUGAACGCUGCAACAGGAAAUUUCCGUAUUUUAAAAACAAAAAUUGUGUAGUGUAAAUUUGUUGAGACUUUAGCAGAAUAAAAUCGACGCAGAGUGGUGUACAGAAGACCGAAGCCAUAGACGUCUGUGCAUCGAAGUGAGUGAGUGCGUGAAGCGAAAGCUCCAACUCGAGAUGAAAACGACGUCAGGUGCAAGUGAUACCGGGGUCGGUCGAAAAGGCGAAGGCCACGGUUCGGAACCGGAGGAGAGCCAUCACCCACCGCUGGUGAGGAAUUUGAUACUGCGGGCAAUGUGCGGCGUCUAUCUGGUGGCUUUCUUGAGCUUCUACUCCCAAGCGGAAGGUCUCUAUGGCAACUCAGGAAUCCUCCCAGCGAACCGGAUCCUCGCCAAUGGCACCCUACCGGAACGUAUCAACUUUCUUCGGCUCGCACCGAUCGUCGGACUGGACGCCGGAUCUGCAAUCGAUCUCUUCUGUUUAGCCGGAUGCGUAAUCGCCUUCCUGGGCUUUGUCUUCAAAGAUCUCUGUCGGCUGUAUAGCUUCAUCGCCCUGUGGACUCUGUACUUCUCGCUGGUUCAAAUCUCACAAUCCUUUCGGCAGCAAUCGGAUGAACUCCUACUGGAAGCCGGAUUCCUAUGUAUCCUUCUAGCCCCAUCGAAACUCGGCGAUCCUCGCGGUCCCAUCGAGGAUCUGGCCCUACUGUUGAUGAAGUGGCUCCUGUUUAGGUUCGUGUUUGCAUCGGGAUCGGUGAAGCUGGCUAGCGGGUGCCCUAUGUGGUGGGAUCUUACCGGCCUGAAGCGACACUUUGAAACUAUGCCUCUGCCAACUUCGUACAGUUGGUACACUUAUCAGCAACCGGAUGGGUUGCACAGGCUAAGUACGAUCUACGUUUAUUUGAGUGAGUUGGUGUGCUCAUGGUUGUUCUUCGCUCCGAACCAGAAGGUUCGGAUGUUUGCCUUAUGGUGGCAGGUAUUUCUGCAUUUGAAUAUCAUUGGUAGCGGAAACUAUGGCUUCCUAAGCUUGAUCGUCCUGACGCUGUUAUUGACACUGGUAGAUGAUCGAGAGUUGGACAGAUCACCAGCCAGGAAGGAACCCCGGAAGGAGGACAAAACGGGGGCACUGACCGUGAAGGUAAUAUCCAUCCUGGUAGUAGUGGGAACGUGGUUGGUGUUUGGGGUUGGGUACAAGAACGGGGAACUUGCCUUCAAGCUGCUCUUCAACCGUUCUCAGUAUCUGAAUAUGAUGCAAAUGAUGCUUCGAAUGGCACCACUGCUGGUCAUGAGCAUGAUGGUGCAAAAGCUACUAAAGAUCGUUACCAAGCAAGCGGGUGUUACUAGUGUGGCCGAUGGAAUCCGCAAGAUGACAGAAAACUGGCAGCUUUUCCUACCGACAUUGGCAGCAUUCACCAUCCUUUUUGCAUCGAUCGUUCCGCACUUCCGACUGACAGAAUCCACGGCGAUUAGCACAUCGGUCUUCACGAAACCCUACCAGGGUCUCCACAACUUAUACGUAGUUAAUCAGUACGGUCAGCAUCUGAUCAAAAUGCGACCAAAACGACUGGAGAUUAUCUUAGAAUACUCCGAUGAUCUCACCGGGCCGUGGAAGGAAUACGGUUUCCAGUACAAACCGUGGAAUCAAGAAGGCUCCAUGCCAUACGCUUGGGUCUACUUCCCUCGGUUUGAUUUCAAAUUUUACGACGCCUCCAACUCCAAGCCAAACACUCAAAAGUGGCUGUACCCACUGGUUCAACGACUACUGCAAAACGAACCAGCAGUGAUUAAACUGCUCGAUGAAGAUCACAUUCCAUCAAAAGCUCCCAAGUUCAUCCGGGCUUCUCUGUAUCACUUCAGCUACACAUCCUGGUUUGAAGGUAACAGUACAACCUUUUGGACCCGGGAACGCGUCAGUGACUACUUCCCAGCCUACACCCUAGACGACGGAUUCCUGGAAACGAAACUUAAGGAUGUUGGCGUUCCCUCAGCCCCCACGCCAGCGGAAGCCCUCAAUCUUCCACUGAAGUGGCUCCUGGAUGCGGUGAGAAACUUCCUCGCCAUCUUCGAAGGUUCGUUCCUCGUGCUGGGAGUGCUGGCAGCUGCCAUCGUAAUGAUAAUCACACAAAGGCAAGCUUAAAAGCAGAAACCCUGAGGUCAAUUUAUUGGUUUUCCCUCCAUUUGUCUCGUCACCACCUCUCAAACAUGCACAAGCAAAUGCGCACUUACCUGAUUACACGACGAUGACGACGACGGAGAGGAAGCCACAAUUCUGCUGCAAUGUAAUAUUCCAUUACCGGGAUGCUGUGUUAGUUACUAUGUACUAUUUCAUGCAAGACAUAUUUUGAUGAAUAAAAAGUCAAUUAGAGCGGAUCGUCUCUACCCGCAACAUAAGAAA